UCAGACGCGCGCUAUGCUUGGUUCUUCAAUUAUCAUUCUUCGCCCAGUUCUCUGUCAUUUCUUAUCCAUCCACCCAACCUUCUCCCAUGCCGACACCCCCUCUCCCUCUCUUCCACCAGCUUCUCACUGCUCUCCACAUCCCUAUUAACCCGCCCUCGCUCGCCGCUAUCCCGCCCUCGCUCCUCCUCCUCACCCUUGAGACCAUCCUCAAUACCCGUCUCCCUCUUCCACACUCUACCCGGCUAUGUCAAACAUCCGGCGACGAACUCGUAGUCAUCAAAUGUGUCCUUGGGGUUUUGGCGGAUGAUAUUCUAGGGAUGGACCUGUCCGUGGUCGAUCCGGUGAAUGUGGUGCGGGGAAGGGAGCAUGAGAUGGCGGUUAUGAUCAUGGCGUUGGUGGUUGCUGCCAGACGUCGCGGGGUUCAUAUCACGCUUCCUCCACCUGCAAAAGGAGAUAGGCGAGGCGAUUCGAGGCUGGGAGUAGAAAAGGUAUCGUCAUGGCUGGAUGAUGAUGAGGAAGACUGGGAGGAAUCGGCAUCAUUACGCUCAGCCCUGCCACCACCUAUACUCCCCGACAUAAGCCUGUCCUCAUCAGAGACAUCCGUUUUGGAUACUUCUGCUGGUACAUCAUUUACUAUGCAGCUACCAGACGACGAGUUUCCGUAUCUAAAAGUUACUCCUGAUAAGCGAGAUUACGGGCGGACACAAGAAGGGUUUGUGACCCCUAUUAUGAAUAGGACAGGCGUUUCAAAAGCACAUCGCCUAUCAUCCCCUUCGCGACAGAUGAUAACGCCGUCAACUGGGUCAAAAGGAAAUGCCAGCGCUCGGUCGCCGUCUCUAGAAUCUAGCGAGGAGCAAGGAAGUGGCAGAACUGUGCUGCAAUACAUGCUGGAUGAACUGGGACUUGGUCUAGGUGGUUAACGAGUCUCCUCAUAUUCCCCAUGACUUUGCCUAGCGCCCCGCCUUUAAUCACUUUUUGGGCGUGCCUAAAAGUUAGACUUGUGCGGACACCCCUCUCUUUCACCCAUACUCCUCCAUUCCGAAGACUUUCCAUCACUGCAGGGUCGCCCAGUAAUUCCGCAUUGGCAACAGCUACCACAUCUCCAUCAUCCGCACCCCCGGCCAUCACUGAGUCCUGCGUCUUCGCCGCUAUUGCGUGUAGAUGCGAGGUGUACAGUGAUGAGGAGAGAAUGAGGAGUGAUCGUGGAAGGACGAGUAAAUGGGCCAGGGGUACGGCCGCGACUGCGCGAGCGCAACUUCCGGAGUCUUUGUCUGUGGAAGAAACGGUGGCAACCAUGGGAGGUGAUGGGGAGGUACUAGAUAUGUAGUGGUGGAGGUCAAGCACGGUAUGGGAGCCGAGGGAGAUGGUGGCAACAAGGGGUUGGAAUGCAGGUCCAUCUUCAUGUGGCUAGCGGUCGUGUUAGAGCGAAACCGAGAGAGAGCGUUAGGAAGGUCUCACAGCGAUUCCUUGGCCUGGGUUAUACUCAUUGACGAGUACCUGAAUCACGAAUCAGUACUCCAAAUAGAUGUUUAUUUGACAGGGAGAUGGCGUACCUGAUUGAUAUCCAGCCUGGGGCCAUCCGGUGAAGCUAAUUUCAAAAACUUUCCUAUACGACUGAUGAUAUCUGGACUGUCAAUUUAUAUUGAACAUUGCGUGAGCGGAUGUAACGCGUUGAUAA
This is a messenger RNA of Cryptococcus deneoformans JEC21, 1678 nucleotides long. RefSeq lists its product as hypothetical. NCBI's taxonomy places the organism in Eukaryota, Fungi, Basidiomycota, Tremellomycetes, Tremellales, Cryptococcaceae. The coding region runs from base 87 to 920 and encodes 277 amino acids. The record is from RefSeq and is a predicted model, not a curated record. The transcript has 2 exons.